Camelina sativa (false flax) is the source of this 1262-nucleotide messenger RNA. RefSeq lists its product as uncharacterized. NCBI's taxonomy places the organism in Eukaryota, Viridiplantae, Streptophyta, Magnoliopsida, Brassicales, Brassicaceae. The record is from RefSeq and is a predicted model, not a curated record.
UCUUUCUUCUUCUUUUCUCAUAACCCUAAGCGUUCUUUUCAUAGUCUCCUCGCAGAUCCACCGUUGUUUGUCGCGUAAUCAGCGUUUGCUUGCUGUCGUUUCACCGUUUAGUCGGCGCCGCUCCGCCAUGACGAACCCACCAAUCCCACCACCGAACUUCAAUCGUAAUGCAUUUCUUCAAUAUGUGUCACAACAGUUUAGUAGCUCAACACCAGAGUUUGACACUUUUUAUAGGCCUUUCAUAAGUGAAGACCCGAGAGGUAGUAUUCCAGACUCUGAAACCAAUGCAAACGGUUCUGUUCCACCAGCCGAUGCAAACGGUUCUGUUCCACCAGCUUCAGUGGAGGACCUUCUCAUUGCUCCAGGACGUGAAACUCUCAAGUAUCUUCAUCCCAAAGUGCAGCGAGGAGCUAUUUGGUUUAAGCGUGAUCCAUAUGGUGUAAUUACAAAGUCUAUCUUGAGAAUGCAAAAAACAGAUGUCAAAAAUGGAAAUGCAACAAAGAGAAACCUAACAUAUGUCAGGUGAUUUAUGGAAGGAGUACAUUAAUCUUUGGCGUGAUGAGAAAGUGGCAGCAUUGGCAGCAACAAACUCACAAAAAAGGAGAAGCAACCAAGAUGAUGAAGGAAUUCUUGUGCACUUCAAUGGAGCUAAAUCAUUAUGUAGGCGUAAAGAUGAGAUGGUAAUUUUGAGUUUUUUACAUUUCUUAAGAAUUAUCAUUCCAAUGCAUAUUACUCAUGUUCUUUUUCCAUGUAUAUAAGACUAUUGAAAAUGGUGGAGUGGAGCCUAAUAUGCUGGAUUUCAUUGAGGAUGUUUAUAAAAGUAAAAAUACUGGCAAGAUUGUCUACAAGAAGGCUAAGCAGAUUGUGGACACUUCUUCAGUCUUUUGAUAACAUGAUGUUUCCAUAUUUUAACAUUGAUUCUCAGGCAAUACCCAAAAAGAAAGGACACAGAUUUGGAUUUGGAUCUCUUCUAGACCAUGAAGAGUUAAAUGCUCCUUUCCUACCCAGCUUGGAUAAUGACAAGAAGUUAGAAGCAUACAGCCAGAUUUCUGAGUUAGUUAUGGAGAAAGAGGAAAAUACCAAGACAUUCCAGUACUUGAAGGAUGUUUACUGAGAAGCUUCUCAACGAAUUUCCAGAAUGUCGUCCACCGGAAGAAGAAGAAGAUGAUGAUGAAAUUCAAAAUUAGAGUGUUUUAACUUUGCUGGUUUUGUUGUAUGAUGUUCCAAGAAAGUGAGUUACGGUUAAUAUAAGAAUCUAUUAA